Aegilops tauschii subsp. strangulata is the source of this 1720-nucleotide messenger RNA. RefSeq lists its product as uncharacterized. The record is from RefSeq and is a predicted model, not a curated record. Lineage: Eukaryota; Viridiplantae; Streptophyta; Magnoliopsida; Poales; Poaceae.
AUGUCUCUCCGGCGCCUCCUAGGCCUCUCCGCCGCCGCCGCCGCCGUCCCCGGACGCCCCCGCCGCUCCCUCGCCACGGCCGCCGCGCACCCUCCGUGGGCCAUCGUCAAGCGCUGGGCGGCGGCGGCCGACGAGCCGGCGCCGGGCGCGCUCGUGCACCUCGACCACCCGCCGCGCCUCUCCUGCCUAGGCGUCCCGAAGCACCUCCUCACGCCCAUGGCCAGCCCCGCCGCGGACAGCUACGUCAACCAGAUAGUCACCGGCUCCGUCCGCGCCGCCAGCGCUGACGGCCUCCUCCUCCUCUCCUACGUCGACGAGCGCGUGGUCUUUCCCGUCCUCGCCGAACAGGGCGCCGCUCCGCUGCGCAAUGAGCCGACCGAGCACGCCGUCAGCGUCACGCGUCUCGUCUGCAACCCUGUCACCGGUCAGCUCUCUCGCCUCCCGCCCGCCCUCUUCUACGAGCCUCAUGUCAGAAAGCUCAUGUGCGGCAAGCACACGGGCCUACUCACCCGAGCCGGUCGCGGCCACGACGGGCACGGGCCGCCCGACAGGUUCGCCGUCGCCGCGCUGCAGGGGGACCGGAUGGCCCGGUUUCUCUCGGAAACAGGCAGGUGGGAAUCUCUGCCGGUCUCGACGUGCCAGCUCCCGCUGGAGCGGGCGAUGGUGCUGGACCGGGAGGUGGUGGCCUUCGGCGGCCGCCUGUGGUGGCUGGACACGACCUGCGGCGCCAUCUCCGCCGACCCGUUCAGCGACCGGCCGGAGCUCUGCUUCGUCGAGCUGCCGAGGGGCAGCGUGCUGCCGGCCGCCGCCCCACGGGACUGUCCCGAUUGCGGGGACCCCUGCGGCGGCUGCGGCACAUCGAAGCACCGGCGCCUGUGCGUCAGCCAAGGGCGGCUGCGGUACCUCGAGGUCUCUCAAGAAGAGCCGUUUGUGCUCAGCUGCUUUGUGCUCGAUGUUGACAAGCGCGGUGGCUGGACGCUGGAGCACCGGCUCGACCUCAGCCGCUACGAGGCUCACCGGUACGGCCACCCAUGGCUGCCCUUAAAGGGGGAGAACACGCCACAAGUUGGGUUUCUUGACCCACUUGACGCCAAUGUUGUCUACAUGUCGGCCUGCAUCACCACUCUUGAGAAUACGCCACGAGUCGUCUUCGUCGUGGACAUGAAGAUAGACCUUCCGUUUCGGAGUUAUGCGUAUAGAUCAGGCGAACCCUGCUUCGUACCUUGUGUUCUUCCGCCGUGGCUUGGAUCGAGCCAGAUCCCUUCUGCAGGCAAGAAAAGUGUUAAGAAGAACAAGAGUUUGGCAGAUGUUCUGGUUCGUGCAGACAAUCUGCAGAAGAGAUGAAGGUUUCUUUAAACUAACAGCAGCUGUUGCUAUAAUAAAUUAGGAAGCUGAUGUGUGUGGUAUCUUACUGGGCUGUCAUUUUGGGAACUGGAUAAGUCAGGGUCUGCUAAGAGUUUGCCGAACUCUUCGUAUCUCGUCUUGGUGGUGAUCUGGGAGUUCUUUCAGACUUUGGGUUCGUGGUAGAACAUUCCAGUAGAACUGCAAAAUUAGUUCAGCAUGCAACGACUAUCAUAAAACAUCAUCAUGUUUGUGUAUGCUUUGUUUAGUAGCAAGACAUUGCAUCUGUAGGAAAAGAUUGAUGCUUCUACAUGUUAACUCUCAUAUAUUUAUGGAUCUAUGCUUAUCUCACCACCGCUGCAUUGAGGAUUUGUUUGAA